AUGACCACCUCACUUCCUCAGGCCGCUUGUGAACCAGGUUCCCCUCUGGGUCCUCAUUAUGUUUUAACACUCAGCAUGCUCACCCGCACCGCCCCAGUGCCUCCCCUGCUCAGCCUUCCUGAGACUGACCGUCCAACCUGGGUCCUGCAGCUCUGGGUUCCUCAGAGUAGAGGCUGGAGGAGGAGCAGACUCCCCUGGGUGGACCCGCAGCUCCAGAUCGACAUGCUGCUGCUGCUGCUGCUGCCUGUGCUGCUGCUGCUCUGGGUGCAGGAGGGGGUGUGGGGAGAGGCUUACUCCUUGAAGGUGCAGAGCCCGGUAACGGUGCAGGAGGGCCUGUGUGUCCAUGUGCCCUGUGAGUUCACCCACCCCUAUGAAGACCAGACUGAGUUGGACGCAGCUCACGGCUACUGGUUCCGGGAAAAGGCUGGGUUUACAAGACAGACUGUUGUGGUGGCCACAAAUGAUCCAAGUCAACCGGUGGAGAAGGAAACCAAGGGCCGAUUCCACCUCACUGGGGAUCCGCGAGCCAACAACUGCUCCCUGGACAUCAGAGACGCCCAGAAGAAGGACGAAGGGUCAUUCGUCUUUCGGAUGGAGAGAGGACGGAAACGAUACAGUUACAUAGCAUACCCGGUCUCUGUGCGUGUGACAGCCCUGACCCACACCCCCGGCAUCCUCAUCCCGGGGACCCUGCAGCCCGGCCGCCCCAGCAACCUGACCUGCUCUGUGCCCUGGGCCUGCGAGCGGGGGACGCCCCCCAUCUUCUCCUGGGCGGGCGCCUCUGUGUCCCACCUGGACCCCGCGGUCACGAGCUCCCCCGUGCUCACCCUCACCCCGCGGCCCCAGGACCACGGCACCGCCCUCAGCUGUCAGGUGACUCUGCCCGCGGCCAGUGUGACCACGAGGACGACCGUGCAGCUCAACAUCUCCUACGCUCCGCGGAACCUGACGGUAACGGUGGCCCCCGGAGCAGGCGCAGCACCCACAGCCCUGGCGAACGGCUCCUCCCUUCCAGUCGUGGAGGGCCAAGCUCUGCGCCUGCUCUGUGCGGUCGACAGCCACCCCCGUGCCAGGUUGAGCUGGUCCUGGGGGAACCUGACUCUGUGUCCCUCCGAGCCCGCGAACCCUGGGGUACUGGAGCUGACCCCAGAGCAUCUCAGGGGUGAAGGAGAAUUCACCUGCCGAGCGCAGAACGCUCUGGGCUCCCGGCAUGUCUCGCUGAGCCUGUCCCUGCAGGAUAAACAGGGGCUUCCACAGAGAGGGUGGGGAGUGACCGGAGUGACGCUGGGGGCCUUCGUGGGAGCUGGAACCACAACCCUGCUUUUCCUGUCCUUCUGCAUCAUCUUGGCCAUAUCAUGGUCCUGGAGAAAGAAAUCUGCGAAGCCAGCAGCGAGUGCAAGGGAUCCAGAUGCUGCUAGUGGCUCAGUCUCACAGGGUCCCCUGGUUGAAUCCCAGCCAGAUGACAGCUCCUCACACCAGCCUCUCCCAUCUGUGGCUGCCCUCUCCUCAGAGGAGGAAGAAGAGAUCCACUAUGCAUCCCUCAGUUUCCAUGGGGUGAAGCCCAGGGACCCGCAAGAGCACCAGAGCAUCACCAGUGAGUACUCGGAGAUAAAGUUCCACGAGUGAGAAGACCCUGAGGUUGGUCCUGGUUGGAGAGGUCAUGGCCCCUCUGGGCUGAGGAAAAGUCAGGUCAUGUAGAAGGAAGAAUCCUCUGAGUCAGCCGUGGACUGUGCAUCCAGAGCCUGUCCUCAGCAAUGCUGAAGCUGUGCUGCUACUCUGCAUCUCCCCUCUCCCUCCACCUGGCCCUGCAACCUCCCAUAGUUACCACUCUACAUCUAUGAGUUCAACUUUUUUAGGGUUCACACAUGAAAGAGAUAUGCAGUUCCUGUUUCUCUGUGCCUGGAUCAAUUCAUUUAACAUAAUGUCCUCUAGGCUCAUGCACAUGGUUGCAAAAAGCACAAUAAUGUAUUGUAAAGAGAAGGUGUUAAAUGUUCUGCCUAAGGAAUGAUAAGUAUUUGAGGUGAUAGGCUAAUUAGCCUGAUUUGAUCAUUCCUCAAGGUGUGAAUUUAUUGAAAUAUCAUAUUGUGCCUCAAAAGGCAUAUAUAAUUAUUAUUUGUCCAUUAAAGUGAAACUUUAAAGAAUCCCUGUAGGUGAUAAGCUAUAACUAUAGUGAGAGAAGUUGAUAAGUUAUAACUUUAGUGAAAGUGCACAGGCUUUCGAAGCACUCCUAGUUUGAAUCCACAUUCUACCCUCUUAUGAAGUAAAUGACAGACAAAUCCCAUCUCUCUGUGCCUCAGUUUCCCACUCUGAAAAAUAGGGAUUAGAAGCCCUCCUUCAAGGUGAGAAAGACAGGGAAAAAAAUCCCACCAUAGCUCCUGGCACAGAUGGGGCUGAGCACACGUUGGAUCUGGAUCCUGUGCUUUGAACAGAGGUGUCCUGCUGGGCGUUCUCCCUCUGUCUGGAAAUGGCCAGUUAUCUUGUGUUGAUGCCACUUGCCUACAAAUAGCUAUUUCACAGCUUUUGCAAAAGUGACCUCAGCCUGUGAAUCAGAUCUGUGCAGCAUCUAGGCCAUGUUCUGCUUCUCUCUCUUUCCUCUCUCUCUCCCUUCAACCUUGAGGUCUUCUGGUCUUCCUUGGUCUCUGCAUCUUGCAGGUAGUCCAGAGGGGAUCAUUUGGACACCCAGAGCUCUCUCUGCUGUGCUUAGCAUUCACUCAUGGCUCCUUGCUCCUGAACAACCCCUCCAGCUUCCUCAUGGCCUCACUCCUCCAUCCAUGCUGCCUGCUGAUCCUUCUGGUCUUCCUAAGCCAUUUUCAGGGUGCUCUGCUGAUUCAUACCUCAGUCCUUGAUACUGAGGUCCCUCCUCCUAGAAUGUCUUCCCACUGAGCCUCCAGCUGCCUCUGCAUCUGGAAGUGGAGCUGGAGGAGUGGCCUCUGUACUGAGAUGAGGGAGGGAAGCAGCAGCUCAUGGUCUCCCUGCUCUUGAGCCAAACCAAGCAAAUGAGAAAAGUGUCCCCCUCAAAUCUCAGGAUUAUCUGGAGAAUGGAACAAUAUGAUUUAAAAUUCACCUACACAUGUCACCCAAACAAGGAAAAGAAUGGAGCACAGCAAUCACUUGAUACAUGUAGCCUCGAUGGCAAGAAAUCAAAGGAUGGAUGAAGCACCAACAGUCCCUUAAUCUGGAUCCUAGCCCAUUUACAGCAGCACUAAAAAACAAAAUGUCAAGGAAUAAUCUUUUAAACAAACAUGCAACUUCUGUACUAAAAAAUACAGAACAUUACUGAGAGAAAGAAAAGAAGACCCUAAUGAAUGCAAGAAAUAUACCAUGUUCAUGGAUAGGAAGACCAACAUUAUUAAGAUGUCAGUGUUCUCUAUGUUGGCUUAAAGUGAUCCCAGUCAUAUACAUAUAAAUAAAUAAAUAUAUAUGUAU
This is a messenger RNA of Heterocephalus glaber (naked mole-rat), 3426 nucleotides long. RefSeq names its product sialic acid-binding Ig-like lectin 8. Gene Ontology annotation, molecular function: sialic acid binding. Gene Ontology annotation, cellular component: plasma membrane. Gene Ontology annotation, biological process: cell adhesion. The record is from RefSeq and is a predicted model, not a curated record. NCBI's taxonomy places the organism in Eukaryota, Metazoa, Chordata, Mammalia, Rodentia, Bathyergidae.